AGAACACGAGGGGAUGGUGAUAAGAAAUGACCUUGCGGACGGGGCUGCAUCAUGCAGGGCUCCUGAGCCAUUUCACGGGCUUCAGCUUCAACUUUGGAGCAGCAGUGAGCUACUGAGCUCUGUCCGGGAGGCCCAGUUACAGCGGCUGGAGGCUGUGGGCCAGGGAGCAGGGAGCGAGGCCCAGUGCUCAGGAUGGCCAGGCAGCAGCCACCGCCCUGGGUCCACACAGCCUUCCUCUUCUGCCUGCUCAGCCUCAGCGGGGCCAUCGAGAUUCCCAUGGAUCUGUCCCAGCCCCCAACCAUCACCAAGCAGUCAGUGAAGGAGCACAUCGUGGAUCCCCGCGAUAACAUCUUGAUUGAGUGCGAAGCAAAAGGGAACCCUGCCCCCAGCUUCCACUGGACUCGCAACAGUAGGUUCUUCAACAUCGCCAAGGACCCCCGGGUGUCGAUGAGGAGGAGGUCUGGUACCCUGGUGAUCGACUUCCGCAGUGGCGGGCGGCCAGAGGAGUAUGAGGGGGAAUACCAGUGCUUUGCCCGCAACAAGUUUGGCACGGCCCUGUCCAAUAGGAUCCGCCUGCAGGUGUCCAAAUCUCCUCUGUGGCCCAAGGAAAACCUAGACCCUGUCGUUGUUCAAGAAGGUGCUCCCUUGACGCUCCAGUGCAACCCCCCACCUGGACUUCCGUCCCCAGUCAUCUUCUGGAUGAGCAGCUCCAUGGAGCCCAUCACCCAAGACAAGCGUGUCUCCCAGGGCCAUAACGGAGACCUGUAUUUCUCUAAUGUGAUGCUGCAGGACAUGCAGACGGACUACAGCUGCAAUGCCCGCUUCCACUUCACCCACACCAUCCAGCAGAAGAACCCAUUCAACCUCAAAGUCCUUACCAACCACCCCUAUAAUGACUCGUCCUUAAGAAACCACCCUGACAUGUACAGUGCCCGAGGAGUUGCAGAAAGAACACCCAGCUUCAUGUAUCCCCAGGGCACUGCAAGCAGUCAGAUGGUGCUGCGUGGCAUGGACCUCCUGCUGGAGUGCAUCGCCUCCGGGGUCCCAACACCAGACAUCGCAUGGUACAAGAAAGGUGGGGACCUCCCGUCUGACAAAGCCAAGUUUGAGAACUUUAACAAGGCCCUGCGUAUCACCAACGUGUCCGAGGAAGACUCCGGGGAGUAUUUCUGCCUGGCCUCCAACAAGAUGGGCAGCAUCCGGCACACGAUCUCGGUGAGAGUAAAGGCUGCUCCCUACUGGCUGGACGAACCCAAGAACCUUAUCCUGGCUCCUGGCGAGGACGGGAGACUGGUGUGUCGAGCCAACGGGAACCCCAAGCCCACCGUCCAGUGGAUGGUGAAUGGGGAACCUUUGCAAUCGGCACCACCCAACCCAAACCGUGAGGUGGCCGGGGACACCAUCAUCUUCCGGGACACCCAGAUCAGCAGCAGGGCCGUGUACCAGUGCAACACCUCCAACGAGCACGGCUACCUGCUGGCCAACGCCUUCGUCAGCGUGCUGGACGUGCCGCCUCGGAUGCUGUCACCCCGGAACCAGCUCAUCAGGGUGAUCCUGUACAACCGGACGCGGCUGGACUGCCCGUUCUUUGGGUCUCCCAUCCCCACACUCCGAUGGUUUAAGAAUGGGCAAGGAAGCAACCUGGAUGGUGGCAACUACCAUGUCUACGAGAACGGCAGUCUGGAAAUCAAGAUGAUCCGCAAAGAGGACCAAGGCAUCUACACCUGUGUUGCCACCAACAUCCUGGGCAAAGCUGAGAACCAGGUCCGCCUGGAGGUCAAAGACCCCACCAGGAUCUACCGCAUGCCUGAGGACCAGGUCGCCAAAAGGGGCACCACGGUGCAGCUGGAGUGUCGCGUGAAGCACGACCCCUCCCUGAAGCUCACAGUGUACUGGCUGAAGGACGACGAGCCCCUCUACGUCGGGAACAGGAUGAAGAAGGAAGAGGACUCCCUGACCAUCUUUGGUGUGGCCGAGCGGGACCAGGGUAGCUACACAUGCGUUGCCAGCACCGAGCUGGACCAAGACCUGGCCAAGGCCUACCUGACCGUGCUAGGACGGCCAGACCGACCCCGGGACCUGGAGCUCACCGACCUGGCCGAGAGGAGCGUGAGACUGACCUGGAUUCCGGGGGACGAUAACAACAGCCCCAUCACAGACUACGUUGUCCAGUUUGAAGAGGACCAGUUCCAGCCAGGGGUCUGGCAUGACCAUUCCAAGUUCCCAGGCAGUGUCAACUCAGCCGUCCUCCAGCUGUCCCCCUAUGUCAACUACCAGUUCCGGGUCAUUGCCAUCAAUGAGGUGGGCAGCAGCCAUCCCAGCCUCCCGUCUGAGCGCUACCGAACCAGUGGAGCACCCCCUGAGUCCAACCCCUCUGAUGUGAAGGGAGAGGGGACCAGAAAGAACAACAUGGAGAUCACGUGGACGCCGAUGAACGCCACCUCCGCCUUUGGCCCCAACCUGCGCUACAUCGUCAAGUGGCGGCGGAGAGAGACCCGAGAGACCUGGAACAAUGUCACUGUGUGGGGCUCCCGCUAUGUGGUGGGGCAGACCCCUGUCUACGUGCCCUAUGAGAUCCGAGUCCAGGCAGAAAAUGACUUUGGGAAGGGCCCUGAACCAGACACUGUCAUCGGUUACUCCGGAGAAGAUUAUCCCAGAGCUGCACCCACUGAUGUUAAAAUCCGAGUCCUGAACAGCACAGCCAUCAGCCUUCAGUGGAACCGCGUCUACUCCGACACGGUCCAGGGCCAGCUCAGAGAGUACCGAGCCUACUACUGGAGGGAGAGCAGCUUGUUGAAGAACCUGUGGGUGUCUCAGAAGAGGCAGCAAGCCGGCUUCCCCGGCGACCGCCUCCGUGGCGUGGUGUCCCGCCUCUUCCCCUACAGUAACUACAAGCUGGAGAUGGCUGUGGUCAAUGGGCGAGGCGAUGGGCCUCGCAGUGAGACCAAGGAGUUCACCACCCCGGAAGGAGUACCCAGUGCCCCCAGGCGUUUCCGAGUCCGGCAGCCCAACCUGGAGACAAUCAACCUGGAAUGGGAUCAUCCAGAGCACCCCAAUGGGAUCCUGACUGGAUACACUCUCAAAUACGUGGCCUUUAAUGGAACCAAAGUAGGAAAGCAGAUAGUGGAAAACUUCUCUCCCAAUCAGACCAAGUUCACGAUGCAAAGAGCAGACCCCGUGUCGCGCUACCGCUUUUCCCUCAGUGCCAGGACGCAGGUGGGCUCUGGGGAAGCAGUCACAGAGGAGUCACCAGCACCCCCGAAUGAAGCUGCUCCAACCGCAGCUCCUCCCACGUCGCCCCCGACCACGGUGGGUGUGACGGGCACGGUGGGCAGUACUGAUGCCACUGCUGCCACCACCGAAGCCACAACAGUCCCCACCAUCCCAACUGUCGCACCCUCCACCGUCGCCACCACCACCGUCGCCACAACUACUACAACCACUGCCGCCGCCACCACCACGGAGAGUCCUCCCACCACCACCAGGACUGAGAUUCAAGAAUCCGCCCCCGAUGAGCAAUCCAUCUGGAACGUCACAGUGCUCCCCAACAGUAAAUGGGCCAACAUCACCUGGAAGCACAAUUUCGGGCCCGGAACUGACUUUGUGGUUGAGUACAUCGACAGCAACCAUACGAAAAAAACUGUCCCUGUUAAGGCCCAGGCCCAGCCCAUACAGCUGACAGACCUCUAUCCCGGUAUGACAUACACGUUGCGAGUUUAUUCCCGGGACAACGAGGGCAUCAGCAGUACCGUCAUCACCUUUAUGACCAGUACAGCCUACACCAACAACCAGGCGGACAUCGCCACCCAGGGCUGGUUCAUUGGGCUCAUGUGUGCCGUCGCCCUCCUGGUGCUGACCCUGCUCAUCGUCUGUUUCAUCAAGAGGAGUCGAGGCGGCAAGUACCCAGUGCGAGAAAAGAAGGAUGUUCCCCUUGGCCCUGAGGACCCCAAAGAAGAGGAUGGCUCCUUUGAUUACAGUGACGAGGACAACAAGCCCUUGCAGGGCAGCCAGACGUCCCUGGAUGGUACCAUCAAGCAACAGGAGAGUGACGACAGCCUGGUGGACUACGGCGAGGGCGGCGAGGGACAGUUCAAUGAGGACGGCUCCUUCAUCGGCCAGUACACAGUCAAAAAGGACAAGGAAGAGACAGAGGGCAACGAAAGCUCAGAGGCCACAUCUCCUGUCAACGCCAUCUAUUCUCUGGCCUAACAGAGCCCCCCAGGCACAGCCACUACCUUGCAAGUAGAAGGAGGGGAGAGGGGGAGACGAGCCACUGCAGACCUACCACGAAGCCGCCACCACCUUCAGGGACAAGGGUACCACAUGGGAGUCUGCCAAGCUGUGAGGACCAGUGACCACCCAGCCAACCGCAAGCCCCCUCUCGAUGACCCCCCCGGGGUGCCACCGGUGGGCGAGCUGGAGCCAUGGCUAAGCUCAGCUGGAGGGAGCCCAGGUCCCUUGCUCAGCCUCACAGCCACCCCCAGCCUCUACCCACACUGCCUGCCCUUGACCUCAACACACACACUCACCAGUUUCUGUUGGUUACGGUACUUACUCAUUGUCUUUAUUUUUGCUUUGUGGGUCUUCUCCUCCAGACCCGACAUCUCCAUUUUCUUUUCCUUUUGAAGAAAUGUCUCUGGAAAAAAAGAAAGAAUAGGUGGAUUCUCCCCCAGGAAACUUCAGAGAUAGGCGAAAAAAGGAUUGAUCCGUAAACGAACAUACAGAAAAGCUAUAGUAUUCAAACCGCAGCUGGGCCAACGUAUUUCCGAAGGAUGCCUUUCUCGCCAGAUGCCUCCCCUGGCCCCCAACAAAUCCACCUCAGCCUUGUCAGUUGCUGAGCUGGGCUUGGCUCCUUUCUGGAAAAUGACAGUAUUUUUGGCAGGGAGAGGGUAAGCAGGCCUCCUUGCCUUGCUCUGGUGCAGUUGGGAGGUGGGCUUACCUCUUGCUCCUGGCUCUUACCCUGCCCCUGCCUCUGGAGUGUCUGAGACGAAAGCUGCAAUGACUGAAGGAGUUUAAGGAACAGGAGCGGGAAGGACUUCAGCUGCAGUGACUGUGUACCUCAAGUAGAGGAAAACCAGGCAUCCGUCCCUAGGGAGCUGUGCCCACCUCGAGAGAGAAGGAAAGGGCUAGGUUUGGACUUCCUGCCUCCCCAUCAGUGAAACUCAGGAUGUGGGAGAGAGGACCACACCCACUGCAUCCAGAGAAGAGGGUGCCUCCCACCUGGUCAGGGUCUGUGCUGCUGCCCUCCAGGAGAUGGACCCCUGCGAUGUGAAGGCUGUGCUGGUGUGCUUGGGGGUGGAAAGCACUGCUCCCCCUUUUGUCUCUAGCAGAUAGCAGCUCCUGUAUGAUGUUGAAACUGGUGUUUUAUGGCGUGUGGAUGGGGCCCUGCUGCCCCCAAGACUGAGCCGGUGUGUCCUUUCCUUAGGGUAUUUACCUAUCAGGAGACCCCCCCCACCACCAACAGUGCUGUAAAGCCUGGCCUGGGAGUGCUCUUCGUAUGCCUUAUGCAGCUCUGACCUGUCCCUGCAGUUCCCAGGUUCCCAGCUCCUCCCUGCAAGCCUUGAAGCCUCCAGUGACGUCAGUCUCAAGGAGAAUGGGGCGGCCUAUGCAAGCAUCACAGCAGAACCAGAAGCAGCCACUCAAAGUGUGCCCCGCAGCCCGUUGCCCCAGAUGGAGACACUCGCAGACCUGCAGUUCUCUGAGACCCAAGGCACUGCCUUCACGCUCCCUACCUAUUCCAUUUUGAAACCAAAGGUACCUAGCCUCAGAGAGAGAAAGAGAGAGAUCUAGAGCCUAAGAGUAACCCUUCAGCUGUUGCUGCAGCUAAAGUCGGUUUCAGGAGGGUGAAGCUGACCCCCAGGAGUGGACCACCUGCCACAGACACAGCCUCUGAUUGGAGCCUCCAGCUUCUUGCCAGGCGACCUGGGCAGGAGCAAGGCUGUGUCCUUCAGAGACAUUAUUAAAGCAUCGUUUGCCACAUGUUUAAGCCGCAAAGGUAUUAGCAAUGCUUGCAUCACUUAAUAAUCAGUCAGUUGAAGGUCAAGCCCAUAGGCACACCUACUCUGUCUGCAGGUGAGAAAAUGUAGCCCAGAGCUGAGCCAGUUAUGUUGUCUGAACCUGAGCGAGUAACUGUCCUUUGGUCCAAGCCGUAGCCAGGUGUGCUGCCCGGAAGCCUGGGGGGAAGCUCUCUCGUGAUGAUGGGGGACAGGGCGAAUAGUAGGGGACUAGGGAGCCAGCUCAGGGGUCCCCUCCCCUGCCUUUCCUCCUCCACCUGCCUGGGUACUGCUGGGCAUUCCUGUAGCCUAGGGAAUGUCAGGGAAGUGUGCCUGUGAGCUGCAUUAAAGGACCGGCCUUUCCAGAAAACACUCUGGAUCUGAGCAGAGCAGUCAGUCUGUCAGGCCCUCAUACCAUAUUGCACAGGACGCACUAGUAAACUCAUUGCACCGGAAGUAAGCUCUUUGGGCAGGAUGGACCGUAAGAUGUCACGCCCGUCCCUCUGCCUCCGGAAAGUCCUCCACACAACUGAUGAUGCGGGAAGGGCUGACAGUCGUGGAACUGAGUCUUGGGACAGAGUGGCAUUGGUUGGCAUUGGUUGGCACUGAGUGCUUAAGCCGCCAGUGGCUCCAGGCUCAAAGGGAAGAGCUUUGGAGCGGGAACUUGGUCCUGAAGACUGGUCAAGACAGGGGCAGUCCUGCUGCCUGAGCCUCUCUUCUCUGCCCCUUGGGCCAAGUUGCUGAACUUGUCUGUAUUUUGGUGCCUCUGUCUCCCCUAGUCAGUCCCUCCUUUGAAAACCUGUCCCCACGUGGGGGCAUGGGCCCAGCUAAAGGAGCGGGGAGGCCAGUGUCUGGGGAGAGCACCACUGCAGGGCUGGGGGACAGCUGCCUCUCACCUUGCCUGGGUCGUUGUGAAUGGGACCCUUCUUUCCUUACCUUGCUUUUGGGGAGAUGGUUGAGUUUCAGCUGAAAAGUAGCCACUUCCCUCGUCCGUUGCCUUCGCCCUGAGGGGUCAGAGGCAUUUGGUCUACCCCCUUCCUGGCAGGUCCCAAGGUCUCAGUCCCAAGGUCCGAGAGGCUGCUGGCGCCAGUACUAAUCACCCCGCAAGGGGACCGCUGCCUGGGCCCAGACAGUGCUUUCAUGGUUUCCGUGCACGCAGUUAGCCCUGGAAAAGGAGUGGGAACAGACCCACAGACAUCUGUGGCUUUUCCAGCUGCUGGACUGCCUCCCUGCACACAGCCGGCAGCCACACCGGCACCCUCACAGCAGACCUAGUGGCAGGCGCCUUUGCAGGGCGGCACUUUCGGGGGAGCAAUCCAGAUUACGACCUUGUCUUGAAGAGGAUGAGUCCAUAGCCAGGCCCGCUGGAGAUGAAAUGUGAAGGGCUGUGUGGGGUGCCGUGCACAACUCAGGGCAGGGGAAGGAGGCUGCCCACGCUGGGCCCCACUUGGGCAAUUCUUGGAGGCAAAACCAAGAGAGACAGAGUCUGAUCCGAAGGAGAGCGAAUUUCCCCCAGGAACAGCACAGGCAGCAGCUUUUUAAGGCUCCUGGGGCUCUUUGCCGUAUCAGAGCCGAGUCACAGAGCAUCCCAAACAGCCCGUGUGACGAGAGCCGUGGGGAUUUCACACACUCUUGCCUCAGUCUUUGCAAGGCUGCUCCACUAACACGCUGAAAAGGCGAGGCUUCCUGGGCUCUCAGCUGGUGGGGCAGGUGUCAGGAAUCACUUCUCAGCGGGAGGGCACAGAGCACACUCCCCGCCCGUGAUACCUCGGUCACCACUGCACCAGCCCCUGCCACACACACACAAGCCCGUGUUGUAGUUCGUUCCACCCAGCUAGGUCCACUGGAAAGAAAUCACCCUGUGGAUCCCAGUUGAUCUUUACAUGGUGGCUUAAGAGUAGCAUAUAGGGAGAUCCCUGAUUAAAAUAGAAAAUCAGAGGAGUCAAACGAACGAAACAAAGAGCUUGAAAUGUCAGGAGGACACUCAGUGCCCCGGGCAGAGCCCAAAUCCUGGGCAGCCCCUCCUUGAAACCAGGCAGGGGCCACCCCAUGGGAGUUCAAGCCAACCUUGUGGCUGUCCCCAGCCUGCCCAGCCCAAGCCAGGGCAGUGCCCUUUCCUUCCCUCCCCUACUAAGAACGGGUUCUGAGAAGGAACAGAGGGAAAGGAGGACAGCUGUCCAGGGAAGCCACCAGACCCCACCACCCAGUAUCUCAAGCCACACCCAAAACCAGUGCCCCUCUAGCAGUACAUUAGUAUUAAAUGGAUGUUUUGUAAUGAUAAGGAUGGAAGUGAAAUAGGUACAAAGCUGUCUAGCUUAAGACAGGAUCAGAUCUCAGCAUGCAGAAGGAUCACAGAGCUGAUCUGAUUGAAAGUACUCAUCGUAAGCUAAAAUCCAGGGAGGUAAAGGGACUUGCCCAAGGUCACACAGCUAGUAAAUCAAGGUGAGGUAGGGCUUGAGCUCAGGCCUUCUGACUCCUUGUUCAGUGUUCUUUCAUCUCACUGCAGCUGCCGCCUUGGGAGCAGUGGUGUUACUUAAGAUCUGGCCUGCUGGUUCACUGUCUCCCACGUCUCUUUCCACGUCUCCCACAUCCCCAUACACCUCCACAGAUGAAAUCAGCGGAUUUUUCUGAGUCCCAGAUCAGCCAGUCUGUGCCAGCCUGUGGUGAACCAGCCGUGCUGUUAAGGGGAGACCCAAGCCAGGAGAAGAGAGUGACGAGCUGAUUGGUGUUUGUCACCAUGAAGCCUAGAGUAUCCCCUAGGGUGGUGUCUCUCGCUUCGUAAUGCAUCGCGCCCCCAGCAUACUGUGUCCCUCGGAAGAGCGACGGCCGCGGGGUGCCGAGGGGCAGCAGGGCCCAUGGAAGCGCCCUCCCCCCCGGGAUUCGCUGGGCUGGAGGUCAGCACGUGUAAAGACUUCAGUGAAGCAAUAAAUACAAAAAUCUGGGAGAAGAAAUCCAGAAUUUUGUGCACUUCUCUGUUUCUUUUUCAAAAAGGAUGCAGAUCAGGUGACCCUGUCCUGCUCUCCUUUCUGAUUCCCAAAUUCGACGUCCUCAGUCAGUGUUGUCCCUCUGCCCAGCUCCCAGCUCUUUGCCAACCUCACAUCCUCCUGCACUGAGCAUCAGUUGUCUGUGGCGUGGCCACCUUCUGUCCUGGUCCCACCCUCACCCAUGCUGGGCCCUGGAGGACCUCUUGCCCUUCACCUCCCUUCAACACACACAUUUUCCAGUUUGUUCCUUUCAGUGGGGAAAUCUUUUCCGAAUGUCUCCAUCCCUUCCCACCUACCCACACACCCACCUACCCACACACCCACAAAUUGGUCUGAUCUUUUCUUCCAUUGGCUAAAUAUUUAACUCACCAUGGCACACCUUGUUUUAACCCCUCUCACAUCGUGUUCUUUCCUUUUUGCGAGUUGUUUUGCAUUAACCAACGUUGUCAGUGACAGAUGCAUAUCUGAGGGUGUCACGCUCGACCUUCAGCAGGGAAGGCUUCUGGGUCGUGAGGACCAUCUAAAUAUGUGGACUUAUAAACGACUGCAUGAGCAAUGAAAAGGCCAAAUUAUUCAGAAUUUUUUUUGAAUCACUGUAAAAAAAAACUGAUUUCUUUUGUAUAGAGAACACUAAACGUAUAAUAAAAGUUGUUC
Messenger RNA from Lagenorhynchus albirostris (white-beaked dolphin), 9631 nucleotides. It is a transcript of the gene NFASC, whose product is annotated as neurofascin. The transcript is spliced from 30 exons. Gene Ontology annotation, molecular function: cell-cell adhesion mediator activity. Gene Ontology annotation, biological process: cell-cell adhesion; brain development. Lineage: Eukaryota; Metazoa; Chordata; Mammalia; Artiodactyla; Delphinidae. The coding region runs from base 193 to 4209 and encodes 1338 amino acids. The record is from RefSeq and is a predicted model, not a curated record.